UUCUCUGCUGCUGGUAGCCCGAGCUCCCAAUCCUUGUACUGGCUGCCAGGGCAGCGCUGGGCCCAUGGAGAGACCGGUGAAGGAUGGGAUCCUCUAUGUGCAGCACUGCAAAUUUGGAAAGAGGUCCUGGAGGAAGAUGCGAGCCCAGCUCUUUGCUGCCAGCCCCUCUGGCGUGGCCCGCAUGGAGAAGUUUGAUGUGCGGGAUGACGGCACAGCGUUGGACAAAACCUCCCUGCGGCGGUGUUCCCGCCGGGUGAUCCGCCUCUCGGACUGUGUCUCUGUGGGCCCAGCGGGUACCGAGAGCUGCCCCAAAGCCACUGCUGCCUUCUACCUCACCACCACGGAAAAAAGCUACGUGCUGGCAGCUGAGCAGCGGGAUGAGUGGAUCGCCCAGCUCUGCCAGCUGGCCUUCCAGGGUGCAAAGGAGACGAUGCAGAGCAGUGACAGGACCCAGCCCACCCCUGCUGUCCCCAUGGAGGAGAACUCCCUCUACUCCUCCUGGCAGGACUUGACCGAAUUCCUAGUGCUGGUGGUCCGGACGGAGGCGGCUGCCCGCUGCGGUCUGCACGGGCACUACCUACUCUCAGCCCUUCCCCAGAGCCUGACGCUGAAGGACCCACAGUCCCGCCAGCCUCUGCUCACCUGGCCCUACAACUUUCUCCGCAAGUUUGGCCAGGAUCAGACCAUCUUCUCCUUUGAGGCUGGCCGCCGCAGCGACUCUGGUGAGGGCACCUUCACCUUCAGCACUCCGCGGGCCCCGGAGCUCUGCCGUGCGGUGGCUGCUGCCAUUGCCUGCCACCAGCAGGGCAAGGAUGCACCAGACCCCCGGCUCUUCUGUGCCCUGGAUCCCCAGCUCUCUACCCAGGGCCUUGAGCCUCAGCCCUGGGCCCCUGGGGCCGAGGAGCCCCAGUCCAGCCCAACCCUGGGGGGGGCACAGCCUGCCUCCCACCCCCACACCAGUCUUAGCCGUUUCCCCCCACCAGAGCCGGAGGCUACAGGACCCAUUGUCUAUGCCUCCAUUGCCCGGGGACGGCAGCCCUUCUUUGGGCCGGGGCGACCAGGUCCCGGUGAGCCCUGGGCAGCAGGGAAGCUGCCCCCUGAGCAUCUCUACGAGAACAUCUUCACGGCAGAGACGGGUCCUGCAAGAGCCGAGCAGGGGGAGGAAGAGGAGGAAGGGCAGUGGGAGCUGGGGUGCCGGCAGGCCCCUGAGGGCCACAGCAAUGAGGCGGGCCCCCUCUAUGACAACCGGGCUGCGCUGGCUCAGCUGCCGCGGGGCAGCCCCCAGCCCCCGGAGCAGCGCUGGGGCCGCGGGGGGCCGGAGGUGCCGCCAGGGGCCCCCGGGCCCAAACCCCAGAGCAACCUCCGGUCCAAGCUGGUGCGGCUGCUCAGCCGGGAGACCCCCGGCCCGCGGGACUGGGCCUGAGACCAGGCCGGAUGCAGUUCGGUGGUGCGGUGAAUAAACAGCCUGGGCCGGACUGGGCUCUGCCGGUGCUGCGGGGGCGGGCGGGGAUAGGGGUCGGUCCCGGGGCCGGGUGGGGGCAGCCCGCAUCU
Molecule: messenger RNA, 1551 nt
Organism: Phalacrocorax carbo (great cormorant)
Lineage: Eukaryota; Metazoa; Chordata; Aves; Suliformes; Phalacrocoracidae
Source: RefSeq, a predicted model, not a curated record